CACAUUGGGCUCCAUUAUUGGGAGGGAAAUGUAUUUUACUUGAAAUGUAACGUUUCAAUUGCAGACUUUGUGUGUCUCGGAUCUCAGCAAGACAACAAGAAACGAAUAAACUAUAUUGUGAAAUGAUACCCUGGUUACGUCGGUGGUGCUCUGAUAGCUCACUGUAAAGGGGGCGUUUCGUUAAUUACGUUCUAAAGUGCACUAUCGGCUGGUCUACUCUGCACAACUCGUCAAAUUAUGUCCCACUCACAAUCCCUCCAAUUGCGGACGAGUAACCAGUUGGACAGUUACAUAUGGAGACUCUUACAGCGUUAACUAUGGAUAUCAGAGGUUUCUCGAUAACUCUUUGUUUUCUGAUUUGUGUCUUUCCGUCGUCGUUUGGUCUGAAUCCCGAUGAAGUAGAGAGACUGGGUAGAUCUUCAUACAUAGCGGCGGUGUAUGAACACCGGGUUGUGUUGACCCCUGAGCCGCACCUGGCCCGGACGCGGGCCGCUGCGCUAAGACACAUGAGGACCAACCUGGACGUCUUCGAGGAGCAGGCCAGGCGGGCAUCUCAACAAGGUGUCCAGAUCCUGGUGUUUCCAGAGGACGGCAUUCAUGGUUUCAACUUCAGCCGCUCCUCCAUAUCCAGCUACCUAGAGACCGUCCCUGACCCCCGACUUGAGAGCUGGAACCCCUGUACCCAGCCGGGAAGAUACAACAACACUGACGUGCUCCAGCGGUUGAGCUGUAUGGCCCGUUGCUACAGCCUCUACCUGGUGGCCAACAUGGCCAGCCUGCAGCCCUGCCCCGCAAGCACGGACCCCCCCACCUGCCCCCCCGAUGGCCGCUGGCAGUUCAACACAGACGUAGUUUUCAGUUCUGACGGCCAGCUGGUGGCACGCUACCACAAGCAGAACCUUUAUUUUGAAAAGGCCUUUGACGUGCCCCCGAGCCCAGAAUUGAUCACCUUCGACACGCCCUUCGCCGGGCGGUUCGGCGUCCUCACUUGCUUCGAUCUGAUGUUCCGCGAGCCCGCGGUGGGGCUGGUGGAGAGGGGCGUGCGCCAGCUGGUCUACCCCACCGCCUGGAUGAACCAGCUGCCCCUGCUCGCCGCCGCCCAGUUCCAGCGAGCCUUCAGCCUGGGCGCCGGCGUCACGGUGCUGGCGGCCAACGUCCGCAGUGAUGUGCUGGGCAUGACAGGAAGCGGCAUCUUCACCCCGGCCUCCGCCCUCGCCCACCACCACUCGUUCCAGGGCCAGCCCGAGGAAGGCCGGCUCCUGGUGGCCCGGGUGCCUGUGUUGGAUCCCCUGUGGUCGGGAGCGGAGGAGGAGGCUGCUGGGGGAGAGGUGGAGGACGUCGGUGGAGAUGAGUCCUCUUGGUCCGUGGUGGAGUCCAGACACUGCAAGCAGGAGGAGAACAACUGUUUGGAUUCCAUGGCUUCAACCCCAUCUCCCUCUCCUCGCCCCGUUACCUCCUCCUCCCCCAUCUUUCAUUCCUCCAUGAUGUAUGACCUCUUCACGUUCGCCCGGGUCCCGGCGGUGCAGGGACAGCUGAGGGUCUGCCAGGGCACCCUCUGCUGCCACCUGCAGUACCGGAGGUCACAGCCAGGGGGCGGCGAGCUCUAUGCGCUCGGGGCGUUCGCUGGCACGCACACCGUCAAUGGCCGCUACGCCCUGCAGGUUUGUGCACUGGUCCGAUGUGCCGGCCAAAAGGCAACGUCCUGCGGACAGGAAGUGGUGGAGGCCGAGUCUAAGAUGGACUUCAUGUUGAGCGGGAGGUUUGAGACGCCGCACGUCUACCCGUCGCUGGUGGUCAGCGGCGUGAAGCUGGAGCAGCCCCGACACUUUGACAUAAAGCCCACCGGCACCGUUACCAUGGCGCACUCCAACAUGGCCGCAGGCCUGGUCACCGCCUGUCUCUACGGACGCAUGUAUCACCUGGACCGGGUCUGAGGUGUUUGCAUUUUUGCAAUGCAAACGAUUGCACAAUUGAUCAAUUUGUAUUGAAAUUAAUUUAAUUUAAGGGAUAGUCUUUCUUGACUGAAUAAAAGGGUUCAUGUAUAAAAUAUAUAUAUAAAUCGAUAAUUAAAUUUUGACAAAUCUCAAGAC
This is a messenger RNA of Gadus macrocephalus (Pacific cod), 2090 nucleotides long. RefSeq names its product biotinidase (gene btd). The record is from RefSeq and is a predicted model, not a curated record. The transcript has 6 exons. Gene Ontology annotation, molecular function: hydrolase activity, acting on carbon-nitrogen (but not peptide) bonds, in linear amides. Lineage: Eukaryota; Metazoa; Chordata; Actinopteri; Gadiformes; Gadidae. The coding region runs from base 294 to 1934 and encodes 546 amino acids.